This is a messenger RNA of Gymnogyps californianus (California condor), 6208 nucleotides long. RefSeq names its product mitogen-activated protein kinase 9 (gene MAPK9). Gene Ontology annotation, molecular function: ATP binding; JUN kinase activity. Gene Ontology annotation, cellular component: cytoplasm; nucleus. Gene Ontology annotation, biological process: JNK cascade; protein phosphorylation. Lineage: Eukaryota; Metazoa; Chordata; Aves; Accipitriformes; Cathartidae. The coding region runs from base 116 to 1399 and encodes 427 amino acids. The record is from RefSeq and is a predicted model, not a curated record. The transcript is spliced from 12 exons.
GAGCGCCGUGGCCCGCGAGCGCCGCGCCCCGUCCCGCCGAAGCCCGGCCGAGGGAGGAGACGAUCUUGAAAACUUUACCAGGUCCUCGAGAGAGAAAACUACAUGACACUACACCAUGAGUGACAGUAAAUGUGAUAGUCAGUUUUACAGUGUUCAAGUUGCAGAUUCAACAUUCACUGUACUAAAACGUUACCAGCAAUUGAAGCCCAUAGGAUCAGGGGCACAGGGCAUUGUUUGUGCUGCGUUUGAUACAGUCCUUGGAAUAAAUGUUGCUGUAAAGAAGCUGAGUCGUCCUUUUCAGAAUCAAACCCACGCAAAAAGGGCUUACAGAGAGCUUGUUCUUUUAAAAUGUGUCAAUCACAAAAACAUAAUUAGCUUAUUAAAUGUAUUUACACCACAGAAGUCACUAGAAGAAUUUCAGGAUGUAUAUUUGGUUAUGGAGCUGAUGGAUGCAAAUUUAUGCCAGGUUAUUCAUAUGGAAUUGGAUCAUGAAAGAAUGUCUUAUCUUCUUUACCAAAUGCUAUGUGGUAUCAAACAUCUCCACUCCGCUGGUAUCAUCCACAGAGAUUUGAAACCCAGCAACAUAGUAGUAAAAUCAGAUUGUACGCUCAAAAUCCUUGAUUUUGGACUGGCAAGAACAGCAUGUACUAACUUUAUGAUGACUCCAUAUGUAGUAACACGGUAUUACAGAGCACCAGAGGUUAUCCUUGGAAUGGGAUAUAAAGAGAAUGUUGAUAUCUGGUCAGUUGGGUGCAUCAUGGGAGAAUUGGUGAAAGGUUGUGUGAUAUUCCAAGGCACUGAUCAUAUUGAUCAAUGGAAUAAAGUUAUUGAACAAUUAGGAACACCAUCAGCAGACUUCAUGAAGAAACUACAGCCUACAGUGAGGAAUUACGUAGAAAACAGGCCAAAAUAUCCCGGUAUUAAAUUUGAAGAGCUCUUCCCAGACUGGAUAUUUCCAUCAGAAUCUGAUCGUGACAAGUUAAAAACCAGCCAAGCUAGAGAUUUAUUAUCAAAAAUGCUUGUAGUAGAUCCAGACAAGAGAAUUUCUGUAGAUGAAGCCUUACGUCAUCCUUAUAUUACUGUCUGGUAUGAUCCAGCUGAAGCAGAAGCUCCCCCACCUCAAAUCUAUGAUGCACAAUUGGAAGAAAGAGAACAUGCAAUUGAAGAAUGGAAAGAAUUAAUAUACAAAGAAGUAAUGGAUUGGGAAGAAAGGAGCAAGAAUGGUGUGGUAAAAGAUCAGCCCUCAGGUUACACAGAUGCAGCAGUGAAUAGCAACACCAGUCCUUCCCAGUCAUCAUCUAUCAAUGACAUUUCAUCCAUGUCAACAGAGCAAACAUUGGCCUCAGAUACAGACAGCAGCCUCGAUGCCUUGACAGGACCCCUUGAAGGAUGUCGAUGAUCAGCCAGGAUUGCAGACUUGACUUUGGAAAAGAGCUCUUGCUUCCAUUGGGCCUGAAUUGCUUGUAAGUUAAUGGAACCAAGUAGAAAAACUCCAUGUUCUGCAUGUUCUGCUAAAGUAAUGCCUGUUUUUUUUACUCAGUUGUUAUGAAAUUGCCUGCUUAAUGUUGUAGAAUGAAAGCAAAUCAAUGUCUAAAGAACAAAAAAAUUUAAAUUUAGACACUAUUAUAGGCUUUUCUUUGUUUCAGCCUAUUUCAGGUGAGCAGUUAUAAUAGACUUUUAGCCAAUAACUCCUCUUAAGUGGGCUCAUGAAUCUUCAGUCCCAACUGGCAGGCUUCUGUGACACAAUGGUUGUUUACAUUUUAGUACAGUAUUGCUCAUUAGUAGGUUUUUUGAAUGUAUAGUCUCUAUGAAGUUUGUUUUAAUGUGUGACUGUGGCAGUUUGCUUUAUUUAACGACUGGAGUGUUGUAUGUAAGUGUGAACUCACACAUUGAACGCUCUCAGUACUAUGUUUAAAGGGCAGUUAUUCUUCCACAUAGCACUUUUUUUUUAUUGAGCCCUUUCUUUCUUCCCUUUCCAACAAUUCUGUAUCUUCUUGUAGAAGAGAGAAACGUGAAGUUUAAAGAAUAUAGCCAUUACUUUGUAUUUCACCCAUGAGUAUGUGUCUCUAACUUUUUCAGUUUUUUAAACAUGGAUGGAAGAUACAGUGGCUUAAUUAAAUCUUAAGGAAGGAUGAGUGACUUAUCUGUGAAGCAGUGCCUGUUUAGAAGAGGAGAGAGUGCUAAAAUGUUCUGUAUUUUCUAGCUUGUGAUACUGGUCCUUUAACAAAAACAGAAGAGGAAAUUAUAUCUGUGAUGCUCUUCAUUCACUGCAAACUCUGAUAAAAGGACAGAUGAAUUGGAGAGACUUGCAGCCUCAAAAAGAGCUGCAUAAAUGUUUUCCAGUUUUUUAAUGGGUCCAUUCUAUCUAGCGAGUAAUUAAAGAAAUAAAAAUACAGUAGUUCUGAGUCACUUGUAAAUUAAGUAUUUAGUUAACAGAGCUUCGCUCUUUUCCCACCUUAGGAAAACCUCUCUAUUUGUACUGGGGGAGGAAAACAUAUUUAAUACAUAUUUUCUAAAUACAGUGUCAGAGAAGAGGAGGAGAUUAUUUGCUGUUUCAAUACAGGCUUAUCAAUACAGUUUUCAGAAUCAGAUAAUACAAACAUUUCCUGUCACAUUGCACAGUAUGUUGAAUUAGAAAAUGCGUUUGCAGUAGAGUAGGGCUUAAAUUGCUUUAUACUACACACUUGUGAAUUUGUGCACGUUCACUUUGGAGUGCACAGGUGUGAAAUUUUGCUAAAGGAUCUUGUGUGUGCAUGUGUGUGAGAUUAAACUAUAUAACUAUAAGAGUAAUAGAUGUACAAGAUGAGGUAAAACACCACUUUCUUAAAGGCACUAUAUUUAGCCGUUGAUCCAGAUACUGACUUGAAUAUAUAAAUAGAACUUAUAAAAUAUACUGGCCCAGCCAGCCACUGCAUUACUGACAUAUUUCUCUUGUAAAAGAAAAUUGUCCAUUGUUUCGACCUUAUGAUUUGAAAAGCAGUAAUUUCUCUUUAUGCAAACAUUGCUUUUAUAUUAAAAUUGUACCUCUUUUUAAUAGCUUAAUUUGCCGUAGCAAAGAUAUUAAGGUUUUGCUGUCCCAGAAGGUUAAAAAAAAUUAAAAAAAUUAACAAAGUACUUAAUAUGAUGUUAACUUCAGAAUUGUCAUCUGGAAUCUUGGAUUUUUAAAGUUCUGUUUAAUUGAAUUGCAGGGUAUUGGGGCUUGCGUUUUUUCUUGUUGUUUGGUUUUAAAUCUAUGGAUACCUUAGUUUAUCUUUUGGAUACUGACGGUAUAUGUGAAAUAUUUUUAGUGCAUUUUUGUCACUGGAAAAAAACAUUUAAAAAUGCCUAUCUACCGUAUAGCAGAACAGUACAGGUUGCUGUUCUUUUGCAUUUUUUAAUCCUUGUUAUUUGUGUAAGUUAAAAUUACUGAAGACACCUAUUCAGAAGGAACAUUAGUGAUUCACUAUGGAAGUAGUCUACUGGAUUUAAUUUUUCAAGAUUUGUAUCCUUUUCAACUGAAGUUGCACUGUGCUCUGUUCAUUUUAACAGUUACUGCUUUAGAAGACUUAACACAACGAAGAUUUUUUUUUUUUCAUGUGUUUUGGAUAUUUGCAGAGUUGAAUUUUUCCUAUUGGACCUGGGCUGCUCAUAACAACAGGGGGUUGGACCAUCUGACCUCCAGGUCUCUUCCAACCUAAAUUAUUCUGUGAUUCAAAUUGUCUUUUAAUAUUUAACACAACUGCCCUAUCUCCAUGAUUUGAACUGGUAUCUGACCUUCUCCUAGUACAUACUGUUCGCUUGAAUAUGUACUCUUGGAACAAAAAAACCCCCUGAGAUUAACUGCGUUUAUUUGUAAAUCUUGUUGUAGGAAAAGCUGUUUCAUACCUUAUUUUUUUAAUGUUGUCUUGCUAUGGCAUACACUGAAGCUUCAAAAUUUUACGGAAAUGUUGCUGCCUUUGGAGCAUGCGUGAAGUGUCUGUGAAUAUUGUGGAUUUUGAUUCCAGUAUAAUUCAAAACCAAAUCGCUAAUAACCUGAAUGAACAUCGAUCUCAAGAAGGCACAUAUACAGAUUAUAUUCAGAAAAACGCAUGCAGAAUAGACGCAUGCCAAAGUUCCCAUGCUAUUUCAGUGUGCACAUAUAGACUAUAAAUGCACUGCAUGCAGAUUAUAUACAUAUAGUUGUAUUCCUGACUGCAGGUUAAGUUCAGUGCCACGUUUGUGACAUGGUUGUCAAUGCCGUGAGAACCUCAUCGUUGAUGGAAAACAAAAUGCACAUGUAACUUGACGGGUUUAAAAGUUUAGAGAGUUUGGUGUGCAAUAUAAUCACUUUUAUUCCUAAUACUAAAAUCAUGUAUGUAAAGUGAUGCAAUUGACCAUUUUUUUGCACUUUGGCUUUUAUAAAUAUUUAUAUGUAUUUAAAGAUUAAGAAUAUGUGAGUGUGUGUAUACACAUAUAUAUUAAGAAACCUGCUCAGUUUUGUAAACGAGUGUUACUUUUCUUUGAGAGACUUUGUAUAGUGUUAACACUACUACAGUAUACAUAAACAAUUUAUGAAAUAUGACUAAAAAUAAGUGGUGGUCAACAUAGAUACAAUCUGUAAUCUUAACUGCUCACCUGAAAAAAAGAGGGAUCUAUGGCUAUUAAUCAGAUUAUUUACCAGAAACAUUAUGUUAAAUGUAUGAACACUGAGUAGCUGAAUGGCAUUGCAGAAAUGGAGUAUGUUUUAAACAGUUAAUUUCAUCUGUGCUGAUAUAAUUUUUCCUCAAAAAAAAAAAAAACCCUUAGAGAAGCUUGGUGUUUUGAAAUCUGGAUAAGCAGCCUGUAAGUGUGCUUUGAGGAAAUACUGUGAUAUGACAAGUUAGUUUUUUAUUGAAAAAGAUGAGAAAUGAAUGUCAAAAUUAAGGCUUUGUCUGCAUGGAUCAUACAAAAUAAACUAGUCUAAUGACUGGAAACUAGUGUUUGCAAACAGCCUUUGAAGUUUUGUAAUGUUUCCGGUAAGGGUUUGCAUUUCCGUGUCAAAAUAAUGAAAAAUAAACUCAACCUUAACUAGAAAUUAACUAGUUGGUUGGUAAGUUUCAAAAACUGUUAGGAACCAGAGGGCUCUUGAGGUUUUCUUUGUCUUUUUUGAAGUCCUAACAGAGCAUAUGUGUUUAUUCAAAAUUAAUUUAAAAAAGUGAUUCCAUAUGUUUAAUUUUUUUUUCCCUAAAGGAAGGACCUUAAAUGCUAAAUUGGUUUCCUUUUUAGAUCUGAUUGUAUUUGGCUUAAAAUUAUAAUUUUAUGAAUGAAGUAGGAUUUAGACAUUCAAAAUACAGCUUACACAGCGAGUCUCCAAGAACUGAGCGGGUGAUUCUUCUUUUGGCAGAAGUGCAGUCCUCUAGUUUGGUGUGCGCUGGAAGUUCAGAUGUUAAAGUGCAGACAAAUCUUUACUGAACAUAAUGCCGUUUUGGAGUACGGGUUCAGUCUUGCAGCAAUACAGUUUGUGUGGAGUGUUUCAUUUGAAUUGUGACACUUGAAAUGGAAGUACUUUAAGCGUGGUGGGGGGUAAAUGCUGAACAGCCUUUGUCUGUAUAUUCUACAUAUGUCAUAUGGAUUCUAUCAGGGCUUGAUGCUAAACUUAGUGAUACCAUAUACUGGGAACCAAAUUCUUUCCUGGGAUGUGUGUUGUGUAAUUCCUGCUCAAAACUGGUUUUGAUCCAGGGACACCUGCACCCAGAUGCAGAAUUUGGACUUGAGUUCCUAUAGAUGAAUCUAGUGAUUUCUUUGCUUUUCCAGAGUGUCUUUGAUUAUUUUUUUUAACAUGUUGAAAUAUGACAGAAAAAGUGUAUUCUGGCUCAUUAUUUUACAUAUAUUUUAGAUUGUCUAUUACAUGAGUGAUAGUGAUGUUCUAAAAGCUUAUUACACAACUUAUCGAAUCAGUUUUAUUUUUUGCCCGCUCUGCAUGCUAAAAAUGUCUGGAGCUAAACUAAUGUUUUUAAGUGAACCAUCUUUUCUCAUGUUAGUGUUGGAGGAAAGCGGAGAGAUAACCAUCGUUUCUGUUUGUGUUCUAUAAAAUGACUAUUUUUGUAGCUAAAAUUUUAGUUGUUGGAUUUCAAUCCCACAGUGUUGCUUUGUGGAUAUAAAUUUACCUGGGUCCGCUAUUUCAAACAGUAUAUGUAUAACAAGUCCAGUAUAAAAUUAAACUAAUAAAAUGCACUCUUCUGCAAUUUGUUAUUGAAAAUAUGGCAAAUUA